Penaeus monodon (black tiger shrimp) is the source of this 4109-nucleotide messenger RNA. RefSeq names its product tetratricopeptide repeat protein 39B-like. Gene Ontology annotation, molecular function: protein binding. NCBI's taxonomy places the organism in Eukaryota, Metazoa, Arthropoda, Malacostraca, Decapoda, Penaeidae. The coding region runs from base 58 to 1965 and encodes 635 amino acids. The record is from RefSeq and is a predicted model, not a curated record. The transcript has 16 exons.
AAUACAUGCGCCUGCCAGUCUGCUUUCUGCUGGUGUUCGGGGUGCAACUAUUCGAAAAUGGCUGAACACGAAGUUGAAAAUGGAGAGGAGGUGUUCGAGGAUGCACAAGAAGAAGUGUGCGAGAUGGACCUCACCACGGCCAUGGAGCAGGCGAAGAUGGCGUGCAGUUUCUUCUUCAAUAACCGAUUCGAGGAAGCUCGCGCCCUCAUGAGACCCUGGGCACACAAAAGCAUGUACCACGCGCUUGGCUAUGGGACCUUCAUGUACCUCCAGGCUAUAAUGACCUUUGAUCCUAAAGAUAUAGAAAUAGCUGUUGAUGCCCUGAAGCAGAGUGUGGAUGUAUGCAAUCGCUUCAGAAGGAAAAACACCCUGGGAGAGUCCUUGGGGAAGAUGGUCAAGAAAACAGACUACAGCAGCUACUCUAAGGUGGAGAUCCAUGCCGAGCUGUGCUACGCAGAAUGCCUUCUUCUUAGGGCUGUCCUGAGCUUCAUGGAAGACGAGACCUUAAUUAGCUUCCUCAAGGGUGGCAUGAAAAUCCGAGCUUGUUACCAGUCUUACAAGGAGUGCUGGUACAUUCUAGAAGGGCGAGACUGGAGCCAAGAUGAGGAUAAGAUGCAUUUUGAGUCUGGCGUUCGCAUGGGCGUCGGGGCCUUUAAUCUGAUGAUCUCUCAGCUUCCACAGAAGAUACUUAAACUCCUAGAAUUUGUUGGAUUUUCGGGGAAUAAGUCGUGUCAGGUAAGAGAACAAAAGCACUUAGGCCUAGCUGAGUUGGAGAAGGGAUUCUACCUCGAGGGUUCUCUCCGACGUGUCUUAUGUGCACUUGUGCUGCUCGGUUACCACCUCAUUGCGACCUACGUUCUUGGUACUUCUGAGGGAGAUUUGGAAAUGGCACAAAUUAUCCUUGAUGAUCAUUUGAAGCUCUACCCCAAUGGAGCCUGGUUCCUCUUCUUUGCUGCUCGCUUGGAGUACGUCAAGGGGAACUUUGACCUGGCCAUUGAGAAGUAUAAGAUCUCCCUGAACAGCCAGGACGAGUGGCGCCAAUUCCACCACUUGUGCUACUGGGAGCUUAUGUGGUGCUGCAUCAUGAGUGCAAGAUGGAAAGAAGCACAAGAUUACGCAGACAGACUUCUUCAAGAGAGCAAGUGGUCCAAAGCAACGUAUGCCUACCAAAAGUGCUGUUGCAUGUGUAUGAGGAUGGAUGAGCUGACACCAGCAGAGAAACAAGAACUGGCAGAAACCAUGAGGACCAUUCCAGGCCUGAAACAACGCAUUGCCGGCAAGAGUCUUCCAAUUGAAAAGUUUGCUGUGAAAAAAUCUGCCCGGUUCUUCGCACAGGGAGAAACACUUACCCUCUCAGGUCUCGAACUUAUCUACGCCUGGAAUGGAUUCAAGAUUCUUGCCAAGAGAUAUGAAAAUGUAGAAAAGAUGUUCAGCAUUAUUGAGAGAGAAAUGAGACGAAUGGAAUCAAUAAAAGUACCUGACCGUGGGGAUUACUUCUGGGAUGACUACCUGUUGGCUCAUUUGGUAAAAGGCUCCUGCUUAGCCUACAUGAACUCUCCCCUGCAGGCAGAGGAAUGUUUUAAGUUCAUUGUUAAUAAUGAGAAGAAGAUCAAGGAGGACAACUACCUAGUUCCCAAUGCCCUUCUGGAACUUGGUCUUCUUCUUCUGCGGGCUAAUGACCUGGAGCAGUCUCGGAUCAUUCUGGAGCAUGCGAAAUCAAACUACAAGAGUUACUCCCUGGAAUCUCGCUUACACUUCCGCAUCCACGCUACCCUCAAUAAGAUCCACGGCAUCCAGAAGGGAAACCCUGCUGAUGGCUUAGGCCCCAUGGAAGGCUACCCCUCCAUCAGCAGGUCCCCUUCCCCAGCCAUCACCAAGACCUCAAACACAGCCACGAACGGCAAUGAAAGUCACUUAAAUGGAUCAUCAGGCAAACACGUACAAGCCGUUGGAACUCAUCUGUGAUCACUUUGAUACUAAGGUUGAAAGAGUGGAGAAAUAUCAGGACAUUGUUUUCGGCAGGAGCAUUUUAAGAGUAUACCAAGGAUGCUGGCUCGUAUAUGUGUAUGUGUGUGUAUAUGCUAAUGGAAAUAUGAGAAACAAACGUAAACUUAGGGAUGGUGUUUGCGGUGUUUUAGGAGUUAUAAAGUGAGUGAAAUCCGUUUCGAAAUCUGGAGAGUUGAUUUGAAUCUCACUUACAUGGUUUUCUAUGAUUAUGAGUGCCAGGCAAUAUUAUUAGUGGUACUCAUCAUCAUUUAUAGAUUUACAAAUCAAAGGUGAUCAAACACAGCAGCUCAGUUAACACAUGAAGCAGUUUUGUGCAGAUUUUUUUUUUUUUUUUUUUACUUUGAGGUAAUGAACAUAUGAGGAGAAUGAAAAAGCCAGCCAUAGUAUACUUAAACAUUCCAUUAGCAUAAGUUUUAGAAAAUUUAGACCUAAGUGCGGUAAAUGCACUGUGUCAAAGAUUAUUACAGAUAGCUAUUGAAUUAAUGAACUUAAUAUUUUUGUCUACUUGGGUGUGCCUGCGUGCACAUUUGCGCAUGUGUAAGUGUAUGCAUGUUUGUGUCUUCACUUGUGUCCUUAUGCGUGCUGGAUGUUUGUGUGCGUGUGUAUUUGUUUACAGGUCUUUGAAGGAAUGUGUAUAGAUCACUAAAUGCUUCUAUGAAUUCAAGUUAUAGGUUAUGCUUUGGCUGCUUUUAGCCAUCCUGAGAAUCAAAGAUUGAGUGUGUAUGAACAUAAUGGUGUACCUUACAGUGCUGCAGUGAGGAAAUUCUUUGCAUUUAGAGACUAUAAACUGCAAUUGAGUAGGUGUGUUACUUAAUAUUUUGAUUUCAUAAAGAAUUAUAUACAAAGUAAGAUUUAAGAUUUACUUAGAUGGAUUUUAGUAAUGCUUGGGUAAUUGUACAGAAAUGAACUACUGACAUUCUUCAUUACUAAACUAGUCAUUUCACAGGAAGGUGAAGGUCUUCAUAUCACUCACAGAUUAUAUCUGUCACCCCAUAUGUACCGACCUGGAAUUCGGAUAACUAUACAAACAUAUAUAUAUAUAUGGUUUUAUUAGAGAAGCACUACCUCAAGCUUCUGUUUUACCAGGUGUCACUUAUUAGGGCUUUCAUUAUUUUGAUACUCAGGCUUUUUAACGCCUGGUAUUGUUUGAGUCUUCUUAUUAAUAACUCACACCCAAGAAGGAUGUUAAAGAAAAACAGGAGUGGGUUCUGGGGUUUGGUUGCCCAUGUUGAACUUCCAACAAAAUAGGAUUUUAAUGGUAUUUGUAUGUUAUGUAUUAGUGGGAUUAUAUUUAAUAUUUUGUGUGCACUCUUGUAUACAGAGACUGUUGGUUUAUAGGUUUCUUCCUUUACUGAGUACCGUUAAAAAGAAGGGAAAAAACUGAAACCAUUUCUGAUUUUAGGUGCAUUAUUUAGCAACUUCCAAGUUAGUGUACAUAGCUAAAACUGCUCCAGUUCUGCGAGCAAGAGCCUUGCAAACACCAACUUACAGUUGAUUUUAAAGUUUCUUUUAAGGUUUUUGCUUUUAAGUUGAUAUAAGAUUUGUUACAAUUUGUUACUGUUUUAAAUGAUUCCCAAUAGAAUUGUGUAUUACUGUUAACUGAAGCAGCCAAGUCUUCACCCAAAGAUCUGGUUAUAUGUAAAAAGAAAGAAAAAAAAAUGGAAACCUCAGUGUUAGCAUCUCUUAAAAGUAAUGAUUCAUUUUGUCAACCUUUUCUUUAAUGAUUCUGUGAACUUUCUGAUAGAGCAGUAUGUAGCCUCAGAGUAAUAUAAUAUUUGUUUUACACUGUAAUAGUAUAUAUUUCCUUCCUUUUCUACUCCAGAUGGCCUUAAUCUAACUGGAUGGUACAGAGUCUUAUAAUAUUGUGUUAUGAAACUAGUGUGUGUAUUAUUUUUUCUUACUUCAUGUUUUCCACAGUGUUGCCAAAAUGAGAGGGAUAGACUGUAAAAUCAAAUGUAUAGUGAAAAAUGUACUUAUAAGAACUCUUUAAUCAUGAAUGUAAUAGAAAAAAAAUCUGUAUCUGAGUUACAUGAGUUUUUAAAAAACAAAUAUAUAGAAAUUGUUGGAUCUUGUAAAGCAAUAAUAAAGAAGAAAAAUGUAAA